AUGAAGUGCGCUUUUCCAGCAGCGCUGUCUCUCUGAGCGAGCGGCCGGGCAGAGGGAUCGCCUGUCCAUGCAGGAGGAUGCUGUUAGGAAAUGCCUGGAGAAAGAGAGGAUGAGAUUUGUCGAAAGGCGCUGGAACUGCUGACCGAGCUGUGCUCCACUGGAGAAGUGCAGAAUGACAACUGCAUGGAUUUUGUCUACUAUUUCCGAGACCUGGGCAGACCGAGGUUCUCAGACUCGGAUGUGUCAGUGAGCCUCCUGUCACUGAUGGUCACAUCCUGUGGUCUGGCUCUGUUUGGCGUCUCACUUUUCGUGUCCUGGAAGCUGUUCUGGGUGCCAUGGCGAGACCGCUGCCUGCCAUCCAGUCUGAAGGAGGAGCAGGGCGAGCAGCAGCCCGUCCUGACCGAAGAGGAGCUCCUGGAGCGCGAGUACAGCGCCGACUUCACCAAAGACUCCUCUGGGCCCAUGCUGCUGCCUGAGUCGGCCAUGAAGAUCAGCCACACGUCACCGGACAUCCAGCUGGAGGCUCAGAAUAAGGCCAAGGAGCACAACCACGUGCACAUCGCUCGUGUGCAGAGGCAGGUCACUGAGCCGACCUCGUCCGUCCGACAUAACUCCAUCAGGAGGCAGAUGAACCUGUCCAACCCUGACUUCAACCCGGCUCAGUUCCAGCGGCAGGAGUCCCUGUCCGUCCAGGGUCUCGGCCGGAUCAAACCGGAGCUCUACAAGCAGCGUUCCGUGGACACGGAUGACGACGGUCGGCGAGCAGACAGCUGCGGCCGGCUCCAUUUCAUCCUUAAGUAUGACUGCGACCUGGAGCAGCUGAUCGUGAAGAUCCACAAGGCUGAGGAUCUGCCUGCCAAGGACUUCUCAGGGACCUCAGACCCAUAUGUGAAAAUCUACCUUCUGCCUGAACGCAAGACCAAGCAUCAGACCAAAGUGCACCGCAAGACUCUGAACCCUGUGUUCGACGAGGUCUUCCUGUUUCCCGUGGCCUACGCCGAGCUGCACUCGCGCAAACUGCACUUCAGCGUCUAUGACUUCGACCGCUUCUCCCGCCACGACCUGAUUGGACAGGUGGUGGUGGACAACUUCUUGGACCUGCCCGACUUCCCCAGGGAAACUAAACUCUGCAGAGAUAUUCUCUACGUUACUGCGGAUAAUGUGGACUUGGGCGACCUGAUGUUUUCUCUCUGCUAUCUUCCAACUGCUGGCCGACUGACCAUUACAAUCAUCAAAGCCAGAAACCUAAAAGCCAUGGACAUCACAGGAGCCUCUGAUCCCUACGUUAAGGUCUCCCUCAUGUGUGAUGGACGGAGACUGAAAAAGAGGAAAACGUCCACCAAACGGAACACACUCAACCCUGUCUACAACGAAGCCAUAGUGUUUGACGUCCCUCCCGAGAACAUAGACCAAAUCAGUCUUUUAAUAGCAGUGAUGGACUAUGAUCGCGUAGGCCAUAAUGAGAUCAUUGGUGUGUGUCGGGUGGGGAACAUGGCGGAGAGCCUGGGCCGAGAUCACUGGAACGAGAUGUUGACGUACCCACGCAAGCCCAUCGCCCACUGGCACCCCCUCAUAGAGUGGAGUGGUCAGGGAAAUGCUGGUGGAAGUCAAGGCUCCUGCAAUUCCCUCAAGACGCCUCCGUCGCCCUGAGUGUCCGAGCACCAGCCCAGAAGAAAGGAGCGGAGCCCGAGUCACAGCACUGGGGGAAAGCGAGGAGAAAAGUGAGACAUCUCAGCGAAAGGUCACUCAAAACGUGUGCACACAAUCGAUCGAGCGGCACACACUCGGGACUUUUUCCAUGAGAAAACGGAGAGCGUCUAUUCUACUGCAUGUCAAAGUGACUGUGUGUGAGUAGCCUUCUGUUUAAGAAAAAAAGUACAAGCAAACAAAACAGGAAGCCAGAAUCUGCUUCCAGCUUUGUUUAAACUCUAUUUGAGAGGUAAGUAUUUUUGACAUGGUCAUGUUUUAUGUAUCUGUAUAACACAUUGUAAUAACUCAUUGAUGUUUUGAGUGCAGUGCAUGGGCUCUAUUUUGUGUAAUUUUGUUCUUACAGUGUAAAUCGCCUAUCAUUCUGUAUGAAAAUACAUCAGAAGUACAAUA
Messenger RNA from Colossoma macropomum (tambaqui), 2100 nucleotides. It is a transcript of the gene syt9b, whose product is annotated as synaptotagmin IXb. Gene Ontology annotation, cellular component: dense core granule; membrane. The record is from RefSeq and is a predicted model, not a curated record. Gene Ontology annotation, molecular function: phosphatidylserine binding; clathrin binding; SNARE binding. Gene Ontology annotation, biological process: cellular response to calcium ion; regulation of dopamine secretion; calcium-ion regulated exocytosis. NCBI's taxonomy places the organism in Eukaryota, Metazoa, Chordata, Actinopteri, Characiformes, Serrasalmidae.